AACAAAGAGAAAGAUUUUCAUUCGGAUUGAGUAAAAGUCGGACUCUUAUGGUUUCAUCCAUUUGAUGAGUAACUUUAUCUUUGUUCGGGUUAAUUAACUGAAUUUAUUUUAAUUAAUUUGGUUUUCGUUCUCUUGAAUCUACUAUGUUCAUCCCCGAUGUGUACAGGAAUCAGAUAAGUUUGGUGGAAAUGUACAAUGGCCUAAGGAAAGUGAUUUCAUCAGUCAUAUCCAAUCGAGAUUCAUGGCCUUUCAGGGAACCAAUAGACGAAAAAAUUGCUCCAAUGUACUACCAAAUUAUUCCUAAUCCUAUAGAUUUGUCCGUGAUAAAGAGGAAGAUUGAUGAUCGGUUGUACAAUGAUUUAAGUGAGAUUGAAGAAGAUUUUAAACUUUUGGUUAACAAUUGUGAAACCUACAAUGGUCCAAAAAAUGGGUACACACUCAUGUCUUAUGGUAUUUGGAGGAUAUUUAAAAGAUCUGUUAAACGUUUCCUUGACGCUGACCUAAAUUACGAUGAACAAGCUACUUUCAUCUAUCCACCAAAACGAUCAAAUUUAAACAUGAAAGCAGCGAUUGAGGCUCGACGGAAACGGCGGAAACAUCGGAAACUUAGAGCUCUUGAUAUACUUGCCAAAGCAGCUGAAGAAGCUGUCAAAUGUACAACAAUUAGAGGUACAAGAUCAGAUGGAUCUGAUAUUGAUCCAUCAUCAUCAUCUCAAUCACCUUUACAAUUUAAAAGUUCAAAUAGUAGUGACAAAGUAAAAUUUGUUAGUAACAUCAGUGGAACACAAAUUUGCUUCUCAGUUGAAUCUCUUUCAGAUUGUGAAUCUAAUUCCAAUUUUCCAAGUCAUCUUACUCUUAAUUUAAAUAUUGGUUUGGAUGAAGAAAACUUAACAUUUAAAUCACUUUCAGAAUGGAGUGAUUACAUUCGUUUACAUGGAGAACCAGUUAAACUACCACAACAAUCAGUGAUAUUACCUCAAACACCAUUAGAAAGAACCAGUGGUCAUCUUCAUCCAAAUGAGAUUAGACUUUUCAGAGCAAUUUGUUUGGAAAAAUUGAAAUUAAGAGAAAGGGAACAAUCAACAUCAUCAAUCAGUUCUGAUGAUCGAUCAGGCUGGUCUGAUAGUUCCGAUAGUUCAUCGUCUUCAUCGACCUCAUCAAAUUAUUCACCGCCAGAAAACACAGAGCACAAGCCGAUAGUAAUUAAAUUAAGUCGAUGUAACAGUGAUAAUGGUAAAAUAUGGAAACCCGUCCAAAUAGAAGAUAACAUUGAACAAUUUAAUACUCCAAAUGACAAUCAAAUAAUAAGUGAACAAACCUCAAGUCCAUUACCAAUUCAUACGAAAAAUGUUCAUCCAAGAAGCUCAAUAGGAGAGGAAGGACUAAAUUGUGUACCCAAGAAACGCUUAGCCUUGGAUGAUGACGUUUUCUGCCAUAGUUAUGUACUUAAUGAUUAUAAUACUCAAGCCUCACCAUCAUCUUCAUCGUCUUCAUCUUCAUCCUCAUCCGACGAGUCAAACUCAUCAAAAACAAAGAAAUUGCUCAAUUAUACUCAUUCAAACGACACUAAUAAUCAACAUCUUUGCCUAUCCGAAGAUUCAUCCAUGGAUUCAACUUCAGAUUAAUCUCUAUCUUUUUUUUAAUUCUACUCGUUGUUUGGUUAAUUAUAUGAUCUAUUCAGUCUCGAACAACGAAAAACAAAUUAACUUAAAGUUACUCAUUUUAAUUGUGAUAGAAAUCAACAUUUUUACUUUUUGAUACCAUCAUCAUUUUAUUAAUCACCAUCAUUAGCCUGACUUGGAACCAGUUUUUUCAUUGCCACAAUUUAAUUUGAUCAGAAAUUCAUCAAAGUCCAAAUAAUCUGAUGUCUUUCAUCAAUCAUAUACAAUUAUUUUUUGUCCAGUGAUAAUCUUAUAAUUAUUUUUUUUUAUUCUGACUAAUGACUAUUGUCUUAUUAAUUAAUUGUACUUAAAUAAUCUCACAAAUUUAGCCAAAGUCUAUUAACUAUAUCAUGAAAUUCAGCAUCAAUCUCGAGGUGUCUCCUUGCCUUGAUCAAUAACAGCGACAAUGGUUUAUGAUAAACUCAACCAACGACAAAAAGGCUUCAACACCAACAAAAACUAAUUGUUUUAUCUAAAAUAACUCGAUAAAAUAUCAGGAAACAAUUGAAAGGAGCUAACCGAUAAAUUAAAUCAUCUUCAAUCAAUUAUAUUUUAUUUCUUCAACACUACUACGAUAAUUAGACGAUUGCAGCUAUCAAGUGACCAUAACCAAGUUCAAUGUACAAACAAGUGAUUAGUCGGUUUUAAUUAUAUUUUUUCUAAACCAUAAAAACCAACUAAAUCUCUAUCUUCAUCCUCAUCAAUUUAUUAAUAACUUUUCGACACUUUUAUAAUAUAUUUUACAGAACUUGUUGAAAAAAAACCAGCUCAUCUCCUGCCAACAAUGUAAUCAGAUUUUUUUUAAACUUUUAAACAAUUAAAUAGCAAAUCAUUUAAUAUAA
This is a messenger RNA of Panonychus citri (citrus red mite), 2503 nucleotides long. RefSeq names its product bromodomain testis-specific protein-like. Bases 144 to 1625 code for a protein of 493 amino acids. NCBI's taxonomy places the organism in Eukaryota, Metazoa, Arthropoda, Arachnida, Trombidiformes, Tetranychidae. The transcript is spliced from 3 exons. Gene Ontology annotation, molecular function: protein binding. Gene Ontology annotation, biological process: chromatin remodeling. The record is from RefSeq and is a predicted model, not a curated record. Gene Ontology annotation, cellular component: CERF complex.